This is a messenger RNA of Myodes glareolus (Bank vole), 835 nucleotides long. The record is from RefSeq and is a predicted model, not a curated record. Lineage: Eukaryota; Metazoa; Chordata; Mammalia; Rodentia; Cricetidae.
GUACAUUGAGCUCCAUAGAGACAGCGCCAGGGCAAGCGAGAGCCGGACGGGCACUGGGCGACUCUGUACCUUGAGGACGAAAAUCAACUAAACAUGGGCAAAGGAGAUCCUAAGAAGCCGAGAGGCAAAAUGUCCUCGUAUGCAUUCUUUGUGCAAACUUGCCGGGAGGAACACAAGAAGAAGCACUCAGAUGCUUCUGUCAACUUCUCAGAGUUCUCCAAGAAGUGCUCAGAAAGGUGGAAGACCAUGUCUGCUAAAGAAAAGGGGAAUUUUGAAGACAUGGCCAAGGCUGACAAGGCUCGUUAUGAAAGAGAAAUGAAAACCUACAUCCCCCCCAAAGGGGAGACCAAAAAGGAGUUCAAGGACCCCAAUGCACCCAAGAGGCCCCCUUCGGCCUUCUUCUUGUUCUGUUCUGAGUAUCGCCCCAAAAUCAAAGGAGAACACCCUGGCUUAUCCAUUGGUGAUGUUGCAAAGAAACUGGGAGAGAUGUGGAACAACACUGCUGCAGAUGACAAGCAGCCCUACGAAAAGAAGGCUGCCAAGCUGAAGGAGGAGUACGAAAAGGAUAUUGCUGCCUACAGAGCUAAAGGAAAACCCGAUGCAGCGAAAAAGGGGGUGGUCAAGGCGGAAAAGAGCAAGAAAAAGAAGGAAGAGGAAGAUGAUGAGGAGGAUGAAGAGGAUGAAGAGGAGGAGGAAGAAGAGGAAGAUGAAGAUGAGGAAGAAGAUGAUGAUGAUGAAUAAGUUGGUUCUAGCGCAGUUUUUUUUUCUUGUCUAUAAAGCAUUUAACCCCCCUGUACACAACUCACUCCUUUUAAAGAAAAAAAUUGAAAUGUAA